CAAAUCUAUAUUUAUAUCCUCGUCUGAGAAAUGUUUGUAUUCCCAAGUGGCUUAGUUUAAGCAAGAGAAAUUAAAUGGGACCAAUACUAAGCACUCAGUCUGAGCUUAAUCCGGGAGAUCGGUCUGAGUUUGAUCCAGUACGUUAUAUCCUUGGUAAGUUUAUUCCGGUAGAUCGGUCUAAGCUUAAUCCAGGAGAUCAUAUCUGUAGUAAUAGGAUGAUUGUUGCCUUCGAUCAUCACGGAAUAUAUGUGGGCCAUGGCAUGGUGAUUCAUCUUAUGCCAGCUGAAAAGGAAGGCGGGUGUAAAUCAGUUUCUCUGUGUGAAUCAGUUUCUCCGUGUCCAAACUGUGGCUACAGGAGAGGCCGGGAUAGUGGAAUCAUCAAAACUUGUCUUGACUGUUUCCUUGAUGGCCAUUACCUUUUUAUCUUUGAAAAUCUAAAACCUUGCAGGCCACCAGAUGAAGUUAUCAGGAUUGCCACAGAGUUUCUCCUAGGAAAACGACAUUUUGGCACGUACGACCCUCUAUUUAACAAUUGCAUUGAUUUUGCAAAGUACUGUAAAACAAAAUAA
Molecule: messenger RNA, 569 nt
Organism: Pistacia vera
Lineage: Eukaryota; Viridiplantae; Streptophyta; Magnoliopsida; Sapindales; Anacardiaceae
Exons: 2
Coding region: 75-569 (164 amino acids)
Source: RefSeq, a predicted model, not a curated record